AAAUGAAACCGAAAGUUACCAGUUCCGCUGGACUGUCGAAAGAGACGACUGACGACUCGCUUUGUUGUCAAGCUAAUGAAUGUUGCCCAGGAGGCCCAGGUUGAGGUCCAAACUGAUUUUGUCGGAGUUUAUGACUAAAAAUAAAUACGUUAAUUUGGUACAAAGAUACAGGAACAACGUGAUAUUCGUAGUAGAUCAAGAAUCUAGAUAGAUCUAGAUCACUUCAUCCAUUUGGAACCACAUCAGACAUCAGUUCAGCAUGAAAACUGGACUGCAGAUCAGUGCUCAGUUGGAAAACAUUGGUAGUUUCAAAGCUUCUGGAGACGAUUUUAGAUGGUACCUGAAGCUCUCAUGCUCUAGCUGUGGGGAAGAGACAAGUGACUAUGUCUACUGUACCUUAAGGGAAACAUCGCCCCUCACUGGUGGGCGUGGCCAGGCUAGCCUAGUCUUGAAAUGCAAACUCUGCAAAAGAGAAAACUCAAUAGAUAUUGUGACAGAAUCCUUGAGUCCUUAUACGGAAGAAGACUCCGGAAAGUUCAAAACAAUUGUUGCUUUUGACUGCAGAGGUGUGCAACCCAUAGACUUUUCACCUCGGGUUGGCUGGGAGGCCGUGGGCCUGGAAUCACAGACUUUAUUUUCUGACAUUGAUCUGAACGAAGCGGAGUGGUUUGAUUAUGAUGAGAAAGCUGGGGAGUCGGUGAGCAUCACGGAAUUGAAACAUCAGUUUGUUCCUGUGAAGCACUGAGUUUCCGAUGACAAAAACACUCUUUUAUCUAUUUUGUGAUAGUCAUGCAUUCUUGUCUGCUUAUUUUUUAUGGCAACCUGCCAUAGCUGCUGCUGUUAUUGGCUGUGUGGGUGUGACUGUGUGAUGGUAUAUAUGAACCUGUUCUGCUUUUGAUUAAAAUAAAUGAAUCAUUAAAAACGAUACAUUUA
This is a messenger RNA of Aplysia californica (California sea hare), 933 nucleotides long. RefSeq names its product CXXC motif containing zinc binding protein. The record is from RefSeq and is a predicted model, not a curated record. NCBI's taxonomy places the organism in Eukaryota, Metazoa, Mollusca, Gastropoda, Aplysiida, Aplysiidae. Gene Ontology annotation, molecular function: zinc ion binding. Bases 260 to 745 code for a protein of 161 amino acids. The transcript is spliced from 7 exons.